GUCAAGUAGCGAAGCCCGCGCGGCAGUGUCCUCGCCUAAGCAUAAUUACUGGAGGUUUGUACACGAGAGAACCAAAACAGACAAGCGCCUAGCGUGAAAUACCAGUCUGUCAUUUAAUCAAACAGCAAGCGUACACUGACGAGAUAUUUCUGUGAGAUAACCAUCCAGACGUUUGGCAUGAUGAUGAUGAUGAUGACGUUAACAUGAGAAAAGAUCUAAUGGAUGUAAUUCGUAUCAUGUGACAACAACGUGGAGCACCCAUCGACAUUACACUACAGGGCGAAAGAACCAUGAAACUUCAUCACUUAAUGGAAAACAAAAUCAGUAGAGCAGAGUUUCGUCUCGGGUACGAUGACGCAUGCGCAGACGGCGUGGAAUUCGACAUGGCGGGAAAAGUCGACUACCUGGAAGUGAACGCAAACGCACCGCCGUCCUUCUGUGCACACGAUUCUCUGACGUCACCGAAAUCGCCGUAUGACGAUGCCGGUUUUGUCGAUAACAACAGGAGUGAGGAUACCCCAGUGUGUACGGACAGCUUAAAGGUCUGCUCUGUCAUCACAGAAGAUUCGGGGAUCUCGGAGAAUUCCUUCAGUUUGGUUGACGAAAUAGAAGCAGACAAAAGUCUGUAUGAUAUAACAGAGAGGGCGGAGUCACUGGAUGAAGUUACCGACUCGGAGGAGUCCAGCUCGUCGAGUGUGAGAGAUAGGGAGGACAGAUUCGGAAACACCGCCAGUGGUCAGUGUUUCGACCACUCCAGGACCAUAAACCAGAUCCGAGGAAGCUUAGAGGAGAAAGUCAAACGCCUUCGCGACGAGAAAGCCGCCGUAGACGAAAAAAUCCGCCUGGCACAGGAGGAGGAAGAGCUGCGCAUGCGCGAGAAGACCAAACUCAAACAGCAGCUCGUCGUCCACCGAAGGGACCGUCUGAAAAAAGUCAUUGGUGAUUUGAAACGUAAACUUGAGGAUCAGAGCGCACGGCUGCAGGUCACUUACAGUACUCUCAUUUCGCUGCAGAGAAAUGUAUUUCGACAUAGAAGCUUCUCGAGGCCAAAUAAGGCGCCAGAAUUUAAUGACUCGUCGCUGGAGGCGCCCUUUUGAAUCCGUCGCUUAUACAAACCAAGUAAUACUGGUGUAACGGCAGUCUUUACCGUAAAAAAUGGACCAUUAUUAAAACAAGCAAUCCAAUCCAAAUGAGAGACUUUGGAACGCCAGGUGGCAGCAAACUUAUCAGGCAAAUGUCCAUAGACCUGUCACAGAUACCCAUUGUGCAAGCAAUAUAACUGUUAAAUGAGUAUUUGAGAUAAAGUUUUGUUUACGUGGUUGUGGCAUGCGCACAUAACCAAGAACACAUAGAUUUACCUGGUAAGUUUGCUGCCACCCAGAGCCCCAAAGUCCCCCAUUAAAAAUAUAUCGGUGUAAAAUUUCACGAAUGCAAACUCUUUGCUUCAAUGGAUUUGUGCACAGAUUUUUAAGAAAUAAUGCAUAGUCUCUUUUUAAAGUAAACUAAAUUACCCGUCUGCUGUUGAAUUGUGUUUAUGCACUAAUGCAUACAUGACACUAUAAGAACGUACACUCGUGGAUUGCAGACUCGGUCAUAAAGGACCCCUUACAUUGGCCGCCAUCUUUGAUGUAAAACGUGCACGUGUGCAUUGGCUGAGAGUCGUGCGCGGCGCUCACGCGUGCACCUUUCCAGUACUUAACAUCAAAGAUGGUCAUGCCAUGUGCAAUCUAUUGCACAUCGCGGACAUUUUACCCAUAGUGAUCAAAUCAAGAUAUUGUUUAAAAACUGAUAGCAUGGCAAGUGCUAAACGGAAAUGAUCAUUAAGAAGUGUAUACAUCUUUAAUAUUUCCCUCGACCCUCAUGUAUAGAGGGAACCCAAUGUGAUCAAAGCAAACACAAGUGAUAAGAAGAAAUACAAGGGCAUUGUUAUCGGCAUUGAAGUAAGCAUCAAUCAAUCUGACAACCUUGUGUCCAAAGUCCAAAUUGUUAAGUUACAUAUUACGGACAUUUAGAAGACAGAGAAACAAAAACAGGAUUCCCCAAAAGACCCCCAUUUAACCUUUGGCUAUGGUUUUCCAUGCUCAGAACUUAUUCAACAAUGGACAUCAUAUUACACAGUUAAUCUGCUGCCACCUAGCGUUACCAAAGUUUCCCUAAUAACAUUAAUUAUAAAAAUGAAAAUUUCCGAGAAAUAUGUUAAGCGUGUGUAACAAGUUCGCGAUGUUAUCUCGGCUAUUUGAAUUAUUUGUUUCGCCCUGUGCCUAUGCAAUUUACGUUGAACGAAAAAAAAAAAACAAUUUGAACCCGGGAUGAAAUACACAAUUUUUGUUUUAAGUCUUAUUCACACGAGAGCCAAUUAGCAAGGGUCCCUUGCUAAAUUUUAACAUAUCUUUACAGUUUUACAAACUGUUCCCUUGUGUGAAAGGACAGCAAUUUGUGUACUGUCCAAGGUCUCUGGUAAAAUAUUGUCAAACCAUUUUUACAACCAUGCUAAAAUUAAGCAAGGGACCACUUUUAAAUUGCUUUCGUGUGAAUAGCACUUUACUGUGGAUGUGUGUUUGGCAUUUUACCCAGUACUUUCUCGAAUACUGUGUAAAAACAACCAUACGACUGUAACCAUAUGGGUUGGUGCCAUUAUAAACUGUACACAAAUUAAUGAUUGAUUAAUUUACUGCAUGGGUACUAUUCCAUGGACAAAAUCAGCACCGUUGUAUGCAGAAUAACAUAGUCUCAAAGUUUAGUUUGUGAUUUGUUUAGCUGAUUUCAGAUAGGAGCAGAUCAAUCUAAUAAUGUCUAUUACUCAUGGCUAGUUGGUAUGACACUGCUCUAGAGUUACAAAGGUCGUGGGUUCGAAUCCCACCCAAAUAAUAUGCAUGUUUUUUUCCCCUCAGAACUCGGGAAAGGGUAAAGUACCGAGUUAUACAGUGCUAACACACAUCGGUGUAUAAGGGUAAAACCAAAAUGAAGUCUAUAAACCUGUUAGUACUUACCAACACUGUUCCACGCUGGGUGUACUGUGUGGGCUUUAAGAUUAUGUUGCAUGUUCCUGUUGUGGUUUUAAACGAUCGAAGCCAACGCAAGACACUGUAGAGAAAUACAAACAUUGCAAUGUCGAAUUAUAACGAGCUUUGUGAAGAAUUGUGUCCUGUUUGACAUGUUGCAGUCAUCUUUACUACAUUCCCCCCGUAUGCAGCUAAGAUAAUCCGUAUAGAUCGAGAGGGAACCAAACAACAAGUUGGUUGCACCCCAACCAUUGUAUUUUCCAUAUCUGAAGAAACGUCUGUAAAACAAUACUUCAUUUUCCCCGUGUGAAGCUACGUAUAUUCGGUAAAACUCGAGUAUCGUAGUGUUCCUUGUCAUUCGGUCUUUUUUUUUUUUUUUUUUUUUUUUAAUCAAUCAACAACAUCAUUGCACCACAUCAUUGUAUUUUCCAUAUCUGGAAAAAAUCAACGUUUUUAAAAACAACUCUCCCUUUCCCUAUGUGCAGCUACGAGUAUAUUCUGUAUCGUAGACAGUGUUCCUUGUCAUUCGGGCCAAGAGUGAACCAAAUUUCAUUGUUGCGCCACUAGCAUUGUAUUUUUUCAUAUCUGAAAAAGUAAAGCUCGUAAAACAGUUUUACUGUUGUGUCAACCAGGCAAUGUAAAAAAAAAAGGUGUAUUUUCAGUGGGCCAACUAAGAAUGAAACAAGUUUUAAAGUUUAAAUCAAACAAUAUGAAAGUCAUUCAAACCUUUAUAUAUAAAUAAAUUGUAAUUAAUUGUGAAGAGGGAUGGCUUUAGAAAAAGGGGAAAAGUGUGAAAUUGAAAGGGUAAGUAGGUGAAUGUGAAUGACAUGGUGUAUCAGAAGUUGUGUUUUUGUAAAAUUUGAAAUUUUAAUUUUUUACAUUAUCGUUCAGGUAUUUUAAAAUUGUACACAGUAUCUCGGUUUUAUUUUGAUGUUAAAUUGUAAAGAGAUGAAUUGGACAAAAUGAAUGAAUUAUUUUAUAUAAAGUUUACUGUUUUAGCAACUAGAUGAAGGAGUGUGGGCUAGAAGCUGGUAUCUUGACAGUGCUUAGGAAUUGUCUAUUGACUGAGGGUGUGUAGAAUUAUAGUGUGUUUUCCUUGUCCUCAUUUGCAGUGAGGACAACAACUUUUACAUAAAAACUGUGUUAUCUAAAUUAUUAUGGCGCGCUAAGUUGACAAGCAAUCCUGAGAAAAGGAUUAAUAUUUCUAUAUUAGUAUUGCAUGGCAACGUUCAUUUUGCUAAGGUAGUCGCCAAUAAUAACAAUCAUUACUGGAGAAGAUGUGUCACACAAAACGAACUGGCAAUUUUGUAUCCAGAUUCGUAGACUUGUAUCAGUCACACUCUAAACCCUCCCAUCAGAGUGCAAGAGGUAUAUUAUAAUAGUUGUAUUUAUUGGAAACUGACAGUUUCCAGUUCCUUAUGGAACCAUGCGUUUCUUUAUGCAUUUCAAGUCUGAUGCAACUUAGAUUCAUUUAAUAAUAUAAUUCAAAUCUAAGGGGCAAAAUAUUGAAACAUGUGUAUUUGCUGUUGCAAACUACUUUAACUAACCAAAAGGAUCUAUGUAACAAAUAGAGACAAAUAGUUCGAGGCCUGACGUUUACCCUAGCAGAGUCUUUCUUUAUGGCCCACAAGAAGACUCGCUCAGGGACUUCGAGGGAGACUAGUCCGCUAUUGGUGAAACGCCAGGCCACUUACUAUUUGUGGAUUUUUUUUUCACAAAAAGAAUGUUGCAACAAUAUUUCAAUAGUUACAUAUUUAUAACUGACAAAUAUUUAAUUUUCCUCGUCAAACAAUCUUUGCACGCCACAGAAAUAAGUAUACGACCAUGAUUGAUCAACCUUAUUGACUACACGAAGUAGAAACUGCCCUUAGAUUAUAAAGUCCGUCAAACACGAAAUGGGUUAUAAUUACGUCGAUUGAGGACAAACAUAUAUUCACUGACAAGAUCUCGCGUUUUCUUGUUACCAAUGUCCCCAAAUUAGCAUUGGCCUAAAUUAAAUAUGUAUAUGCAUUUGUGCAAACAACAAUAAUAAAUGUAUUGAUAUAAAACUAUUGCCAAAAUUUAACAUUUUGAUCCUAGCGUAUUGAUUUGUUUGUGAUGUCGACAUGAUUAUUGUGACGCAGUUGUUCAAUAGAUAGAGUCCUUAUGAAAAUGGUGGGGAGAAAUUCACAAGUCUCAAACUUCAUCUUUAAAAUGGUGACCUUUGAUGUGCAACUCAUUCAGAGCAAAAUUUGAAAAUGAUGUCAUUGGAAAUCAACAACAAAUGGGAAUACCUGAAAAGGAACGUCUGCGUAAAAGUUACCAUAAUUUAUUAUCUAUAUGUGGCAGAGCGUGUCCCCCAGUGUUCCCAUCCUUUAUCAUAUCUUACCCUUGUAGCCUACUUGUAGAGGGAUACACACUGCAAAACUUGGGCAAUAUUGUUGCCAUUAGGUGUUGUCACAUAUAUAUACCGAAGAGAGAAUCAAAAUUAACAACAUUGUGUGUUAAAAACAUAGAGCAUAUUAUGGUUAAAAAUAACACCGAGUAAGUGCUAACACACAUCGGUGGAUACGGGUAAAACCAAAACACGUGUAAACUGUUUCGUCCGAAAUGUGUGUUAUUUUAACACCCUUUGGUGUAAAGGUUUAUUCAUAAUUUAGAUUGAAUUUUGUGACAAUACCCAUGGUGUCAACUUGAACACCCCAGUUUUUACAGGAUACCCCCAAACCCCGACUACAUCCCUCUAAAGAAUUCCGGGGAUUCCCACAACACAAUGAAGAUACAAUAGAAGGAGGAUGGGAGAAAGGGAUGGGUUGGGGGGGGGGGGGUUACACCAUGCCACAUAUCGACCACUUAUUAUAUCAAAAUACAAUGUAUUUUUGCAUAUCAACGAAAUUCAGGGAUGAACUUAACAAAAAUCCUGUACAAAGUGUACAGACCCAUUUGUUUGAGAUUGGAGGUUAUUGAAAGUUCUUUCGUUUUGAUGAAACUUGCAUUGGAAGGGUAUACCAAUACAAUUAUAGACUUGUUACUUGUUCCCCAUUUUCAUCAGGAAUCUCUAUUUGAAAAUGGAAGCAUAAAGCAAAAACUCUCAGUGGAGUCCCUUUAAUAAAUAAAAAUUGUGAAACUCGGUUACAUUUUGUGGUAAUAACAUUGAAUUCGGACAUUGGU
This is a messenger RNA of Asterias rubens (European starfish), 6152 nucleotides long. RefSeq lists its product as uncharacterized. Lineage: Eukaryota; Metazoa; Echinodermata; Asteroidea; Forcipulatida; Asteriidae. The transcript has 2 exons. The record is from RefSeq and is a predicted model, not a curated record. The coding region runs from base 291 to 1097 and encodes 268 amino acids.